AUGCUCAGCUUGCUGUCUAAAGUGGGUCACUUCUUAUGGAGAAGUGCGGAUGCAGAUGAGAGCUCGGGAAGUAAUUCAGGUAUAUUAGAGUAUCAGAGUUUGAAUGGAGUGGUUACACGGUUUUGUAAUGAGUAUGGACUGAUAAAUGACAACAUUUACUUCACAAAUGAUGAUGUGGUUGGAGGAGAACCAUUAAGCAUUGGACAAAAAGUGAAUGUGGUUUUUAAAGAAGAUAGGACAUCUGGAGGCUUGAGAGCUCUCAUGGUAAAUUGCAUCUCUGAAAGAUGGGAUACAGACAGUCCAAUAGAUACCGUUGUUGAAGACGUAAAAAUAAAAGUUUUAAUUGGCAAUAUUACUUCCUGCAAUAAAGAUGGGGGAGAUAUUAACCAGACAACUUAUUUUUCUACCUGCAAUCUUUGUGAAGGCUAUGUUCCCUAUAAAGGAGACUGGGUAAAAGCAGAGUACUUUGUAAAUCCCUCAACUUGGAACAGUGAAGCUUGUUCUGUAAAGCCAUUAAGAUGUAAAAGGGUAGACAAGGUUUUGGUUUCUGCCUUAUAUGGAAGAAAUGGUGUUCUUGAUGAGAGCAUAUUUUUCACACUGGACUCCAUUAAACUGCCUCAAGGAUACCAACCAAAGCGUCAGGACGUUGUUAACGCUGUAGUCAUAGAAAGCAGCCAAUCAUGCUAUGUUUGGCGGGCUCUGUGUAUGGCACCAGUGAAGAAAAAUGGGAAUAAAGGACAAGAAACUCAUUCUUUGAUUGCAUGUAAGCUGGCAGGUUGGGAAAAAGGAAAUAUAUUCAAGUUUAUAAUGAGAGAAUUAAAAUCAGACUCUCUUGAUAGUUCAUCACCAGCAUCUGUUUCUUCAUUGUUGCCAGUACUAGGAGCAUGCAGUAAUAUAAACAAUCAUUUGGAAGAUCAAGCUGAUGUAUAUGAAGCAGUGAGGCCUGGUCUAAGGCUGACUAAUGGAUUAAGAUCAACAAUGUGCCAUGUACACCCAUUGUUACUAGCAAACUAUCCUAAAAGUGUAAUUGGUGCAACUACUGCUCUAACUUAUGGUGUAUACAAACAUAGGCUUUUAGAGGAAGUUCCAGGAAUGAACAAACUGACUGUAAAUGAAGAAUCUUUAAAGGCUGGAACACUUACCAAUGGAAGUAGUAACCAGGCAACCGACAUUAUGAAAAUACAGCCCAGUAUUGGCAUUAGUGAGUCAAUGGUGAUUACUCCAGGACAGAAGACUUUCAUAACAAUAAAUUGUGAAGCAAUAAAUCCAGGGCGCUGUAAGGAGCUUCUUCUUUUCUGUUUCACGGACUUUGUGAUUGGAAGGUACCUUGAAGCAAAAAUUGAAAGUGAAGAAGAAUCUAUACUGUUACCAUCUACAGUUUACUCUUCUAAUAGAGGUAACCCUAUGCCAGAAUCAGUACUUACCAACAGAAAGACCGUGCCUGCACCACCACAGAAAAGGUCUUCCAGGAGACAACUUCCUAGUUUUCUUCCACUUUAUCCCAUACCAGACAGGCUCAGAAAAUGUGUUGAGCAGAAUAUGGACAUUUUGGCUUUAGAACCUUGUUUAGCAGAGGUUUUGAGCUUGUCUAUUUUUUGCAAGAAAAUGUCGACUUUGAUUUGGCUUGAGGAUGUUCAGAAUGAGAUGGAACUCAAGGCUUUUAGUCUGAGUGGUGUUUGCCUACAGAAAUGUGGAGGAUUUCUUCUCUUGGAAGUGCCAGGACUGGCAGAAGGAAGACCUUCCCUGUUUCCAGGAGACAAAGUUUUGUUAAAAUAUCAAGACUAUACUACUUCUGCGGUACAAUUUGUUGGCAUUGUUGUUGAGAUACACGAGGAAGAACUUACCCUCCGUGUCAACUCAGAAUUUGAGGAAUCUUACGGCUUUGAACCCAUGGAUGUGGAGUUUGUAUUUAGUAGGGUUUCAAGCAGAAGAUGUCAGUUUGCUAUCGAACAAGCAGAAUAUCUUGGACAAAAAGUUCUGUUUCCGGAGAUCUUGGUGUUACAGUCCCCGCAAGUUAUUACUACAGAGAGCUGCAGACCAUCUUGUGCAGACAGAAAAGAAAAGAAUUACAGGAGGAGAAGAGGACCUCUGGAUCGUGUGGGACAAGUCAUGCUGUCGCUCAGCAUAGAGAGUAAAGAGCAUCAAAAUAUACAAACAGGCAAUCAAAAUUCACAAAUAUCAAGAGAGAAAAAUAUAGUUUCUGUGAGUGAUAUGGUGACUGUAGCCACACAGACAAACAAGCCAGGGAAGGAGUCACCUUCUAAAGAGAGGGGAGAAUUCUUCAAUCAUAUACUAAAUGAACACCAGAAGCUUGCUGUAAAAAGAAUCCUGAGUGGAGAGUGUCGACCAAUGCCAUACAUUCUUUUUGGGCCACCAGGAACAGGAAAAACUAUCACAGUCAUUGAAGCUAUUUUACAGAUUUAUUAUACUUUACCAGACAGUCGUGUAUUAGUAUGCGCGCCAUCUAAUAGUGCAGCAGACCUGGUUUGUUUACGUCUUCAUGAAAGUCAGCAAUUGGAACCUGGAAGUAUGGUGAGAGUAAAUGCUUCAAGCAGACAAGAAGAGACCAUAAAUGACACUAUUAAACAGUACUGUGGAGCUGGUGAAGACAUACGUAAGGCUUCUCGCUUUCGAAUUAUAAUAUCCACUUGCAGCAGUGCAGGCAUGUUUUAUCAGAUAGGUCUCCGGGUUGGACACUUCACCCAUGUGUUUGUGGAUGAGAGUGGACAGGCAAGUGAGCCCGAGUGCCUGAUACCGCUGGGCUUAGUAUCAGAAGUGAAUGGCCAGAUUAUUCUUGCAGGAGAUCCAAAGCAGCUUGGGCCAGUUAUAAAGUCUAAUAUUGCUUCGGCUUAUGGAUUAAAUGUGUCCCUUUUGGAGAGGUUGAUGGCUAGACCUUUAUAUAUGAGGGAUGAAAAAACAUAUGGUGCUUGUGGAAAUUACAAUCCUUUGUUGAUUACAAAGCUUUUGAAGAACUACAGGUCCCAUGCUGCUUUGCUUCACCUUCCCUCCAAGUUGUUUUACCACAAAGAAUUGGAAGUUUGUGCAGACCCAGCUGUUGUAAAUAGAUUAUUAAGAUGGGAUAAACUGCCUCAGAAUGGUUUCCCUUUAGUGUUCCAUGGCAUUAGGGGAACCGAAAUGCGUGAGGGAAGCAAUCCAUCCUGGUUCAAUCCUUCUGAAGCUGUUCAGGUCAUGCGAUACUGCUGCAUUCUAGCUAAGCAUGUUACCACCUCAGUUUCUGCAAAAGACAUAGGGGUGAUAACCCCGUACAGAAAGCAGGUCGAAAAAAUUCGAACUCUAUUACGAACUGUUGAUCUUCCUGACAUAAAAGUUGGAUCUGUAGAAGAGUUCCAGGGGCAGGAGUUCCUGGUCAUCAUUAUUUCAAUGGUACGUUCUCGCGAAGAUUCUCUUCAUGAAGAUUCAAGAUAUUUGUUGGGUUUCUUGUCAAAUCCAAAACGAUUUAAUGUUGCAACGACGAGAGCAAAGGCACUGCUAAUUGUGGUUGGAAAUCCACACAUCCUUGUUAAGGAUCCGUGUGUCUGCGCUCUGCUGGAGUAUGGCUUAGUGAAAGGAGCAUACACUGGUUGUAAUUUGCCUCCUGGCCUUGAAUCUCUUCAACAGUAA
Messenger RNA from Bombina bombina (fire-bellied toad), 3621 nucleotides. It is a transcript of the gene MOV10L1, whose product is annotated as Mov10 like RISC complex RNA helicase 1. Gene Ontology annotation, molecular function: helicase activity. The transcript is spliced from 25 exons. The coding region runs from base 1 to 3621 and encodes 1206 amino acids. Lineage: Eukaryota; Metazoa; Chordata; Amphibia; Anura; Bombinatoridae. The record is from RefSeq and is a predicted model, not a curated record.